AUGGCCAGUGCUCUGCCCAGGCGCGGCACAUUUCCGCAUUCAACUUCCCCACAACGUACUCAAUCGUCGACUUCACCCAAGAAUCGUCAGUCGACCGGUCAAGUUGGCGUCACUGCAACCCUCGCCGAGCUCUCCGGAAAGGUUAACCUCAACUCGAGGGCAUGGGCGAAAUACUCGAAUAGGACCCAUAGCGUCCAUACCUCUGAUGCUCUACCUUCGGGGUCCCAGGACGAUAUCACUGGUCAGGCUCUAUUUCUACGAUCUCGAUUUCCGGCAAUAUACACGACUUUGGAGCUCUUGACUCGCUCUGAGGGUCGCAAUGAUUUUGACUCUUUUCGCGGGGUCGCAUCCGCCUUCUACACUAUCUACAUCAACACGUUCGAGGAGCUCAAAAGAUUCUCCCAGGAAGUCCCGAAAUCCCAAGAGCUUUUAGACUGCUUGGAAUCGGGCGCGAGUAUUGGGAGGCUUUUCAAAGCAUCGAUUGAGAUUCUCGAGGAACAAGGUCGAUCUAUCUCGAAUCCCUUCGAUGCUUUAUCACAGCAAGCACACUUCUGUGUGAAGAGGCUCGAGAUCAUCUACAGAAAGCUUCAGCUCACCCCCGACUACGACAUAAACAAGGACCUACCCGGUCUACCCUCGCAGGGAACCGUGCAAGGUUCGAGGCCAACGCUGCGACCCAAUGUCGCUCGCACCAUGCAGCCGUCUGUUCAGGCGCCCGUUUCCAAAUCACUCCCCACCAGACACACGCGACAAUCAUCCACGGAAACCAACACCUCUGCGCGAACUCAUCCAGCUCAGAGCUCCAGGGAUUCCUCGUCGACUUUCGUCGCGUCAUCUCUGGGCCACUCCCGUUCGCCAUCUACGGACACCAGGGCUUCGUCGACCUCCAGCCUUCGUCGGGGCAUGCUUGGAGUGCAGCCUACAGCAUCUUCUUCGAAGCUCAGACUUGCGGCCGGGAAAGCUGUAGACGCAAUGUCCAAAUUGAGAAGUAGGAAUCAAUCGACGGCUACUCUUUCCGAGACCAUGGCUGGUCCGGAAAUACCUCAUUACCUCGCCAAUAUUGAAGACGUCGAGGACAUGGACGACCUUUGUUAUCGUAACCGCCGAUCCUAUUCUAGGGACUCUACCCUCUCCAUCGACGAAGAAGUCCUCCGGACAUUCGAAACCGCUCAACGACCGACUUCAGUGGCCUACGACCCUGCAGGAAAACCACACGCCGCCAGUAUCCAUUCUCUUAUCACGAUCCUCACCACGCGACAGAAAGACCUUACCAUCUAUCUCCAAACCCUCAGCACCCUUUUUUCGUCCUUCCGGCUGUUCACGACCCCGCGACAACUGUUCGAGGUUUUGAUUAACCGCUUCGAAGAGACAGGCCCUGACGUCGUGGACAAGCAGCAAGCGUUCCUAUGGGUCGCCGAAACGCGUCGAAUUCGCAACCGAGUCGUCAAGAUUUUCACCUAUUGGCUGGAUCAACAUUACGACUCGGUCCACGAUACGGAUAUCGUCGAAGAGAUUUCCCAUUACUUCGAGGCCCCCAUUAUGACGGAACUGGUUCAUUCAGAUGUCCUUGCCGAGCUUAUCAAGAAGAUUCGUGCAAUCGAGGCCCCAACACCAAACCCGACACCCACACAAGCUACCUUCCAGCCGAAGAGGAGGGUUCUGCGAACAUUCGCCCCCCGGAAGACUAUUUUGCCCAACGAAGAGUUCUUUGUACAGAUCAUGACUUACAACCACCCGCGGGCCCGGAAGGAGUUUGCACAGCAACUCACAAUCGCCAUGUCCGACAUGUACAGCCGUAUCACUGCUCUUGGUAUGUUGAAGUUUCUCUUGCUGAAGCCAGAGGAGAGGCGCGCUAUGGAGGCGAGUAGGGAAUGUCAAAGCAAGGAAAUACGUGACAUUCUCGCCGUCCAGGACAUGGAAGAUGGCCUGAGCAUGUGGGUCACGUAUACCAUCGUGAAGCAACAAGAGCGGCAACAACGUGUCGACCUGAUUGUAUUUUUCCUCGAUGUUGCAAUGUACCUAUUAAACCAUCGCGACUUUAGCAGUUGCUAUUGCAUCUACAGUGGCGUGGCCCAUUCAGCCAUUGAGCAAAUGAAGGAGACUGUGGUGUGCGUCCCUAAGGACAGCAAAGCACAAUACCACAAGUUGAAGGAUUUCUUUCGGCAAGAAGACAACUACUCCCAUGUUCGCCAGGCGAUGAAAAUCGUCGGAACCCCAAUGGUCCCUCUUCUAGGCGACCCCCCUCAAACACGACAAGGGACCAACGAGGAUAAGGAACUGAUCAACCUUCGGUACUAUGGCGUGCUCACCAAAGAGGCGGAUAGUCUCAAGCGACAGCCCCCUUACAAGUUCCAACCUGACGAGACCUUCCAGGUGUGGCUGUUUAGCCACCUUCGUCGGUUCCUUGACGCCAACGAACGUCUGCCAUUCCACGUACAAUUCAAAUUCCAUGCCCGAGGGAGAAAGCGCGAGGCCAAGAAUCCUGAUCUGGCCUUUGUAUCGGCCGACCAGCUAACCCCGUGGCAUUUUGUUCCCAAGAGCAAGGGUAAACCUGAGUUCAAUCAAAAAGGACUCGCUUUACUCGAUGCGAAGGAACUGUCUGUGUCUGCAACCAUUCUUCAGCGUUCCCUCUCCGACCUGUACUCGUUCUCCAAGUUGACCAGGAAAACGAAGAAGUCUUGA
Coprinopsis cinerea okayama7#130 is the source of this 2682-nucleotide messenger RNA. RefSeq lists its product as hypothetical. NCBI's taxonomy places the organism in Eukaryota, Fungi, Basidiomycota, Agaricomycetes, Agaricales, Psathyrellaceae. The transcript has 7 exons. Bases 1 to 2682 code for a protein of 893 amino acids. Gene Ontology annotation, biological process: positive regulation of GTPase activity; Ras protein signal transduction. Gene Ontology annotation, cellular component: plasma membrane. Gene Ontology annotation, molecular function: guanyl-nucleotide exchange factor activity. The record is from RefSeq and is a predicted model, not a curated record.